Didymella exigua CBS 183.55 is the source of this 1473-nucleotide messenger RNA. RefSeq names its product MFS general substrate transporter. Gene Ontology annotation, biological process: transmembrane transport. The transcript is spliced from 3 exons. The coding region runs from base 1 to 1473 and encodes 490 amino acids. Gene Ontology annotation, cellular component: membrane. The record is from RefSeq and is a predicted model, not a curated record. Lineage: Eukaryota; Fungi; Ascomycota; Dothideomycetes; Pleosporales; Didymellaceae. Gene Ontology annotation, molecular function: transmembrane transporter activity.
AUGGGCAACAAAUUCGGAAAACCAGAAGUGCGUCACACCAGCUCCCUCAACCCCGAGGAGACCAAUGUAAUCCCCAUCGACCUUGCACUCGAAUCCGCGCUCGUGCGCAAGCAAGAUAGACACAUCCUCCCCAUGAUCUUCCUAAUGUACUUCUUCACCUUCCUCGACCGGACGAACCUCGGAAACGCCCGAAUCGCCGGCAUGGACAAAGACCUCGGGUUGGGCAUGUACGGAUUCAACACAGGCGCCUGCUUAUUCUACGCCGUCUACUUUGUCGCCGACGUUCCUGCUGCGCUGUGCGUGAAGAAGUUUGGCUUCGUGGUUCUGCCCCUGAGCUGUGUUUGCUUUGGCGCAGUCACUGUUGGGACUGCGUUUGUUCGUAACAGUGCCGGGUUUUACGCCAUCCGUAUCUUGCUGGGUCUUUCUGAGGCGUUUCAACUCCCGGGAUUGAGCUACCUGGUGUCACGGUAUUAUCGUCGUCACGAGGUGACGACUCGGAUCUCGUUUUUUAUGCUGGGGGCUGCGGGAUUCGCUGGUGGGUUUGGAGGCCUGUUGGCCUCGGGCCUGCUGCGCUUGGGCAGCGUUGGGAGCGUGAGGUCCUGGCGGGUCAUCUUCUUGGUCGAAGGGAUCGCAACAAUCGGAUUCGGCAUCAUCGCGCUAUGGCUGUUCCCAGCUGAUCCAUCAACGACACGGAUCUUCAAUGCCUCAGAGCGAAAACUAGCCAUGCGCCGACUCAUCCACGACCAGCCCGCCGUCGUCUCGCACAAAGAAAAGAUAACCUGGUCCCCAAUCAGGCGUGGUGUCUUCAACGUCAACGUGCUCAUCGGCGCCUGGAUCUUCACAUGCAACCAGAUCACCGUCCAGGGACUCUCCAUCUUCACCCCGACAAUUCUGCGCCUCAAUUUCCCCGCCAGAUCGCUGGUUCAGAUCCAACUCCUCUCGUCGGCGCCGCCGCUAGUGGGCAUGCUGUUUAGCCUGGGCGUGGCGUACGUCACGAUGAAGACGCGCAGACACGGCGUUGCGAUUGCUGCCUGCGCCGGCCUGUGUGUAGUCGGGUAUGCCAUGUGGCUCGGCUCGCGAGAUCCGCAGGUGCGGUUUGCUGCAGUUUUCUUGAACACGGCGGGAGGGUAUGGUUUCGGCGUGCUGAUUAUCGCAUGGACGUUGGCGAACGCGGCGCCCGAUACGGCGAAGAACGUUGCAAAUGCUGCUGUCUCUGGGAUUGCAAAUAUAGGUUCUAUCGUGGCGACGUGGAGCUACAUCAGCACUGAUGCGAAAAACGGAUACAAGAUUGGCAAUGCUCUGAACACGGCGACCGCACUUUCCGUUGUUAUUGCGUCUGUAACACUCGUGCUGUAUCAGACGAAGGAGAAUCGAAAGCGUGCGAUUGGUGCGCGUGAUUAUCGUGUAGAACGAUCGGCAGACGAGGUUGCUAGACUUGGACAUCUUCAUCCAGAGUUUCGGUAUAUCCGCUAA